AAACAAUCCAGCAAGCAAACAAAUACAUUGCAAACGCAAUUAAUAGCUUCGAAAUCCAGCCUCCAAGACAAUUGUCUUGUUGUUUCCCUAGUAAAGAAAACAGCAACACGCACGAUCAAACCCACCUAGAAUCGCAAAUAUGACCUUCUGCGGCGUCAAAUUCGACCCUGAGCAAGACAUGCCGGAUCUCCGGGGCAAGGUCAUCCUCGUGACGGGCGGCAACACAGGCCUCGGCCUCGAGAGCAUCCGCCAGCUUGCGCAGCACAACCCGGCGCACAUCUACAUGGGGGCGCGGUCGCGGGCCAAGGCGGAGGAGGCGAUCGAAUCCAUCCGGGCGUCGACGCCGGCGGCGGCCUCGACGCCCAUCACGCACCUGGAGCUGGACCUGGCCUCGUUUGCGAGCAUCAAGUCGGCAGCGCGCACCUUGCUCGCGGCGUCCGACCGCCUCGACGUCCUCAUCAACAACGCCGGCAUCAUGAACGUGCCCGAGGGCCUGACCGCCGACGGCUACGAGGUCCAGUUCGGCACCAACCACGUCGGCCCGGCGCUCUUGACGCAGCUGCUGCUCCCCCGCCUCAAGCGCACGGCCGCCCUGCCCGGCAGCGGCGACGUCCGCGUCGUCUUCUUGUCCUCGGCGCUGGAGCGGUCCGCCGAGAGCGGCCUCUUGAGCACCCCCGACAAGCUCAAGACCACCAUGCCCGAGACGGGCACGCAGUCGCGCUACGCCAACAGCAAGCUCGCCAACAUACACUACGCCUGGGCGCUGGCCGAGCAGAACCCGGACCUCAAGGUCGUCUCGGUGCACCCGGGAGUGGUGCAGACCGGUCUCUUGAGCACGUGGAAGGACGGUUUCAACCCCAUCGUCAAGGGCGCCAUCAACCUGGCCGGGCGGGCCUUGAUGACCACCAUCGAGAAGGGAGCGUACAACCAGCUCUGGGCCGCGACGGCCGCCGAGGGGGUUGAGACUGGCACCUUUUAUUGGCCGGUGGGCGUCAAGGGGAAGGGGACAAAGGCCAGCAAGGAUGUCAAGCAGAGGGAUGCAUUGUGGGCGUGGACGCAGAAGGAGUUGAAUGGGCAUCUCUUUGUCUGACGAGCUUUGCAGCCCUGAACUCAAGGGAGGGGCUGCUUGAGGGUGAAGACUGGCGCACAGCACAGCAUUUGGGAUUUCCAACUUUUUGUAUUUCGUCAUCUCCAUAGAUCAUUUUAGCGCUUAGAGACCUUCCUAGAUAUGUUACUAAUGAACGCACCAUCAAACGA
Pyricularia oryzae 70-15 is the source of this 1257-nucleotide messenger RNA. Its product is annotated as dehydrogenase/reductase SDR family member 13. NCBI's taxonomy places the organism in Eukaryota, Fungi, Ascomycota, Sordariomycetes, Magnaporthales, Pyriculariaceae. The transcript has a single exon. Bases 140 to 1090 code for a protein of 316 amino acids. The record is from RefSeq and is a predicted model, not a curated record.